Molecule: messenger RNA, 3261 nt
Organism: Oreochromis aureus
Lineage: Eukaryota; Metazoa; Chordata; Actinopteri; Cichliformes; Cichlidae
Product: tripartite motif-containing protein 16-like
Exons: 1
Coding region: 793-2301 (502 amino acids)
Molecular function (GO): zinc ion binding; protein binding
Source: RefSeq, a predicted model, not a curated record
GCUUGACACCAGAUCCGGGCCAGACCUGUCUGCUAUGUUGGGGGUAGUUGACCUGGCUAUUAGUUUUGGUCAGGCAGAGAUAAAGAGUAUCAUAAGGAAAUAAAUGAAGAAAAGAUGGCAAAAACAGUGGGAGGAAGAAAAACAGUGGGAGGAAGAAAGGAGGGGACAGUGGUUGUAUAAAAUUCAAAGGAGUGUAGGAGAAAUGAGAACCACAGAAAGGAGUAGGAGAGAGGAGGUGGUCAUAACAAGAAUGAGAUUUGGACAUACUGGUUUGAACACUACACUAUUCAUGAUAGGGAAACAUAACAGAGUGAAAUGUGACUACUGUGGAGAAGAGGAAACUAUAGAACAUGUUAUAUUGCACUGUCAGAAGUAUCAGGUGGAGAGAAGACAAUUGAUCCAAAACCUCAAUAAUAUAAAAAUGAAACUGAGUCUUAUCGAUUUAUUGCAAAAGGAAUAUGGAAGUAAAAGUUAUCAGUUAUCAGGUUUUCAGUUUUUAAAAGACGGAAAAUUGUUUGGAAGGAUUUGAAGGCUUUUUGUUUUGUUGUUUUUGAGCGAUAUUCCAGUUCACACUCCAUACCAGUUGGUGGCGCUAAUACACCAUUCAGUUGUUUGCAAACCGCCAAUACAAAUUUAAAAGGAAAAAGAAGAAUAUUUCCGUGUUUUUAUUCAGCUGGAAGACUUUGAACUGUUUAGUACAUGUGAGGCCAAAAAAGUUCUCUUUACCGACGUCGAAAUUAGGUGGACUGUUUUAGUGAGUUAAGGCGAUUUAUUGACAUUAUCAUCCCGGAAAUGGCGCAGCGAGAAAAUCAGGUGAACCGAGACAAACUCUGCUGCUCGAUCUGUUUGGAUCUCCUGAAGGAUCCGGUGACUAUCCCCUGUGGACACAGCUACUGUAUGAACUGUAUUAAAAGCUACUGGGAUGAAGAGGAUCAGAAGGAAACCCACAGCUGUCCUCAGUGCAGACAGACCUUCACACCGAGGCCUGCGCUGGUGAGAAACACCGUGAUAGCAGAUUUAGUGGAGGAAACAAAGAAGACUGGACUCCAAGCUGCUAAAGCUGAUCUCUGUCAUGCUGAACAUGAAGAUGUGAGCUGUGAUGUCUGCACUGAGACAAAGCUGAAAGCUGUCAAGUCCUGUCUGCAGUGUCUGGUCUCUUACUGUGAGCAGCACCUCCAGCCUCAUUAUGAAGUAGCAGCAUUAAAGAAACACAAGCUGGUGGACCCCUCCCAGAAGCUCCAGGAGAUCAUCUGCUCUCGCCACAAUGAGGUGAUGAAGAUCUUCUGCCACACUGAUCAGCAGUGUAUCUGUUAUCUGUGCUCCAUGGAUGAACAUAAAGGCCACGACACAGUUUCAACUGCAGCAGAGAUGAGCGAGAAGCAGAGAGAGCUCAAAGAGAGACAGCAGAACAUCGAGAGGAAAAUUAAAGAGAAAGAGAAAAGCUUGAAGGUCCUGCAGCAGGAGAUCUCUGAGCUGAGGAGGAGAAAAGCUGAGCUGGAGCAGCUCUCUCACACAGGGGACCCCACCCAGUUUCUACACAACUACACCUUGCUGUCACGUCUGAGUGAAGCUCCAGACUCAGCGAGCAUCAAUAUUCAUCCUGAGAGUGAGACAGCAGUCACAGGGAAACUUCAGGGCAUUCACAGUGAAGGAUGGACUGUAGCCUCUCUGAGAGGAACUGAAGGGGAUGUUUUACUGUCACAGACAGAGCCCACGACCAGAGAUGAAUUCUUAAAAUAUAAAUGUCAAAUCACUUUUGACAGAAAAACUGCACACAACUACAUCAGUAUUGAGGGUGUAAUAGCAGAAUUUUACCCUCUUAAUCAGACCUAUCUGUUUUCGGCUCACCCAGACAGAUUCACUGACUGGUUUCAAGUGUUGUGUAGAGAAAGUCUGACAGGACGUUGUUACUGGGAGGUGCAGUGGAAUGGAGGGGAGGAAAUUUUUAUAGCAGUAGCUCGCAAAGAUAUAAGCAGAUCAGGAAGAGAGAGUGCUUUUGGAAAUGAUGACAAGUCAUGGGUGUUACAGUGUUUCUGUGGUGGUUAUGAAUUCAGACAUAACAACAUCAGAACUCCAGUCUCGGGUCCUUGGUCAUCCAGAAUUGGAAUUUACCUGGAUUAUGAUGCAGGUAUUCUGUCCUUCUACAGCGUCUCUGAAACAUCUCAAAACAUGACUCUCCUCCACAGAGUCAAGACCAGAUUCAGUCGACCACUCUGUCCUGGAUUUGGUUUAUACUCUCGUUAUACAACUGUUGAAAUCCAUAAAGACUUACAAGAAGACACUGAAGAUCUAAACUUGUAAACCCUUUCCCAACUUUAAUACACCAGUAUACACAAUCCUGUCACUUUGUUGGUCACACACAGCGAGAGCCACCACUUUGGCCUGGUAGGCCUUUAACCUCCUUAACCUGACAAAAAUCAAAGACUAACUGAUUACCAUGCAAUGUGAACAGGCAUUUCCUCACCUCAAUGCAUGGUUUUUACACCAGACCCCUUUAUUGUUAAAUUUAAAGAAAUGGAAAUGCUAAGAUGGUAGAUGCAUAGUGAUGUAAGUUGAUACUGUGCUAAUUUAUUGAAUCCUUUCACUAACAUGAUUGCACUGUGAUUUGGUUUGGCCCUUAAUUAUAUUUUUUUGUUCUUAUUUGAAUAUAUCUAAAAAAAAUAUUCAUUAGUCAUCCAUCCAUUAAUAUGUCUGUAAAUCUGGUAAAUCAGCAUUGUCAUAUUAAACCUGCAUCCCAUGUUUAAACGUGCACACCACAUCAGAUGUUCUGGGGGCCAGUGCAUCCAACUUCAGUGUCCUUUUUUUUUUUUUUUUCGUAAGUUAAAAUGUCUUUUCAGAGCCUAAUCUGUGACUCACUACAAAUGUAAAAGCUCUGCAGGCAUUUUGUGGAAUAUGAGGAAAGCAGAGAUAAGUAAAAGGAUUGGAGACUCCCAAGGCCAUAUGGGCACUAUAUGUCGAUCUUGUUUUGUCCUGUGUUAUAUUUUGUCUCGCAGGAGCUAAUUGGAUGCUAAUUAGCUGCACGAGCUUGGUGUUCUUAUGAGCUCCCUCUUUCCUGCAGUCCUUACUUGGGCUCCCAGACUACUGUUCAGCUACUGCACAUACACUGCCACUCAUCCAUACAUACAUAACACUGCUGACUUGCUUUUAAACGUGUGCUGUUUUAAUUUAAUUAUAUCUUUGCAAAUAAAUGUUGUUUUUGUUGCAACCUCUUCUUGGGCUUUGACAAAGGCUGCAAUAAAGACUUCUAACCCUGUGAAAAUA